AUGUUACGAUUGCAGGUGCUGGAGCUUAAGGGCAAUAUUCGCGUCCUUUGUCGCGUGCGCCCGUUGCUGGAGAAGGAGCGUACGGCAGGUGGCGAGGGCCACAUGCCGGUGAAGGUGACUAGUGAAGAGGCGCUGCGGGUGGCCGCAAUGGACAACAAGGCAGAAAAGGACUUCGAGUUCGAUCGAGUACUUGCGCCCGACGAGGGGCAAGACAAGCUGUACGACGAGGUGUCGGCACUCAUCACUUCCGUCCUGGAUGGCUUCAACGUGGCGAUCAUGGCAUACGGUCAAACAGGGUCUGGAAAGACCUUCACUAUGGAGGGACCCGAGGGCAACCCUGGUGUCAACUUGCGUGCUUUGGCGGACUUGUUCAAGCUGGCGGAGGAGCGCUCGGCGCAGUUUACGACCUCGUUUACUGCUUCCGUGCUGGAAAUCUAUAACGAGCAGAUCUACGAUCUUCUCGUAUCUGGUGCCCAGGACGGCGACAAGCUGGACGUGAAGCAGGGCCCUGACGGCAUGUAUGUAUCGGGAUUAAAGGUGGAGGAUGUCCACAAUAUGGGUGACGUCACCUCCAUGAUUGGCCGCGGGAAGUCGAACCGCUCCACGUUUGCCACUAAUAUGAAUGAGCAUAGCUCCCGCUCGCACCUGGUCCUGUCGGUCUACGUGACAUGCGUCUCCAAGAUGAACGGCUCGACGUUGCGCGGUAAAUUGCACCUCAUUGACCUGGCGGGAAGUGAGCGCCUCAGUCGGACAGGCGCACAGGGCGACCGGCUCAAGGAGGCGCAGGCCAUUAACAAGUCACUGAGCGCCCUGGGCGACGUGAUCCAAGCGUUGCAACAGCGGAACGCACAUAUCCCAUACCGCAACUCCAAACUCACCCGACUGCUGGAGGACUCUCUUGGCGGUAACAGUAAGUGCGUUAUGAUUGUAAACGUGUCCCCUGCGGUGGAGAACGUAUCGGAAACCAAGUGCUCGCUCGAGUUCGCAUCACGCGCUCGCAAAGUGGAGCUGGGCCGAGCACGGGCCAAUGUCACUUCUGGGGACUUCACCAGCGCCCUCAGCAGCUCCGCCUCAGCAAAUGGCGGCAGCGCCUCCGUAACGCCCAGCCCGGCUCCCAGCCGACCCAUGAGUGGCCGGGGGACGCCUGCUGGGGAAUCGUCCAUGAGCAGGGUAGCUUCACGUGAGACGAUGAACUCGCAAAUGCGGCGAUCCUCCGGACCCACGGGGAUCUUGCGGUGA
Volvox carteri f. nagariensis is the source of this 1239-nucleotide messenger RNA. RefSeq names its product Kif3C type kinesin-like protein. NCBI's taxonomy places the organism in Eukaryota, Viridiplantae, Chlorophyta, Chlorophyceae, Chlamydomonadales, Volvocaceae. The transcript has 5 exons. The record is from RefSeq and is a predicted model, not a curated record. Gene Ontology annotation, biological process: microtubule-based movement. Bases 1 to 1239 code for a protein of 412 amino acids. Gene Ontology annotation, molecular function: ATP binding; microtubule motor activity; microtubule binding.